Pristis pectinata (smalltooth sawfish) is the source of this 5792-nucleotide messenger RNA. RefSeq names its product casein kinase II subunit alpha. Gene Ontology annotation, biological process: protein phosphorylation. Gene Ontology annotation, cellular component: protein kinase CK2 complex; nucleus; cytosol. Gene Ontology annotation, molecular function: protein serine/threonine kinase activity; ATP binding. The record is from RefSeq and is a predicted model, not a curated record. Lineage: Eukaryota; Metazoa; Chordata; Chondrichthyes; Rhinopristiformes; Pristidae. Bases 533 to 1711 code for a protein of 392 amino acids. The transcript is spliced from 13 exons.
GCAACAGGUUUAGAGUUCCCCCCCCCCUCCGCCCGCUCCCCAGCAGCCGGGGUGUGCGCGGCGGACGGUGUUGGGCAGGGCACAGGCCGGCGCAGCCUCGUUGUGGCGCGGGGCUGGCGGGGGAAGCGCGGCGCCGCCAUAUUGUGGGCAGUCGGUGUUUUCCGUGCCGAGUCGGGCGGUUCGGAGUUAAAGGGGAGGCCGCGGCCGGACGCUGCUCGGAGGGGGAGAGGAGAGAGAGAGGGGGGGGGGGAAAGAAAAAAAAAAGAACAGGAGAGACCGAACUACACGCACGCAAAAAAAAAUUAACUGAAAAAAAAGCCCCGACCCCCGUCCCCCCCCCCCGCCUCAAGCAAUUACCUCCCGAAAAGAAAGAGAGAGUGAAAAAUAAAUCGGCGCUGGCAGUGAAAAGUGUCAUCUAAGAGAGACCCUUCCUACUCCGUUGAUUGUCAACACCAAAAGUAAUUGCUUGCCCCCAGCUGUUAAACCACUUAACAUCUGCUUCUGAACUGCCUCUGGUCUCCUCCAAUAAGACAUGGCAGGACCUGUGCCAAGCAGGGCCAGAGUUUACACUGAUGUGAAUACGCACAAACCAAGAGAGUACUGGGACUAUGAAUCUCACGUGGUGGAAUGGGGAAAUCAAGAUGACUACCAGUUAGUUCGUAAAUUAGGUCGAGGGAAAUACAGUGAAGUGUUUGAAGCCAUUAACAUCACAAACAAUGAAAAAGUAGUUGUUAAAAUACUUAAGCCUGUAAAGAAGAAGAAAAUAAAGCGUGAAAUUAAAAUACUGGAGAAUCUGCGUGGUGGUCCAAAUAUUAUCACUCUCAUAGAUAUUGUCAAGGAUCCAGUGUCACGGACACCUGCUUUGGUUUUUGAACACGUAAACAACACAGAUUUUAAGCAGCUGUACCAGACCUUAACAGAUUAUGAUAUAAGGUUCUACAUGUAUGAGAUUUUGAAGGCUCUGGAUUAUUGCCAUAGUAUGGGAAUCAUGCACAGAGAUGUGAAACCACACAACGUUAUGAUCGACCAUGAACACAGAAAGUUGCGGCUGAUAGAUUGGGGUCUGGCAGAAUUCUACCAUCCUGGCCAGGAGUACAAUGUUCGAGUGGCCUCCAGGUACUUCAAGGGACCUGAACUACUUGUAGAUUAUCAGAUGUAUGAUUACAGUCUAGACAUGUGGAGUUUAGGUUGUAUGCUUGCCAGCAUGAUAUUCAGAAAAGAGCCAUUUUUCCACGGCCAUGACAAUUAUGAUCAGUUGGUCAGAAUAGCCAAAGUGCUAGGCACAGAAGACCUAUAUGACUACAUUGACAAGUACAACAUUGAGCUGGACCCUCGGUUUAAUGACAUCCUGGGCAGACAUUCCCGUAAAAGAUGGGAACGCUUUGUCCACAGUGAGAAUCAGCAUCUUGUCAGUUCAGAAGCACUGGAUUUCUUGGAUAAGCUGCUACGAUAUGAUCAUCAAACACGUCUAACAGCACGAGAAGCUAUGGAGCAUCCUUAUUUUUACCCAAUUGUGAAAGACCAAUCCCGAAUGGGCUCCUGUGGUAACAUGCCAACUGGUAGCACUCCAAUCAGCUCAGCCAGUAUGAUGUCAGGGAUAUCUGCAAUGCCAACCUCAUCACCACUGGGACCCCUUGCUGGCUCGCCAGUCAUCUCUGCUACCAACACCCUUGGGACGCCGGUUCCUGCCACUGCUGGGGCCCAGCCUUGAUGUCGCCCUCCUGACUACUUGUAACCCUGGCAACAGCCUGGUCACCCCUUUCCACCCCCUCCUUUCCACCUCACUCCUCUUUGGAAGCACGGGGAACCAGCUGGGCUUGUCACGUCUGAGCAGUUGCUUAUGGAUUCUCUUCAGUUCAAUCAUUUUGAAAAGGAAAAAAAUGGCUGAUUUUUACUUGAGAAUUUUUUUUUGUGUUUUGUAUGUUACAAACUUAGAGACAGUAUACCUCUUUUAGUCCUAACUAGGCCAUAUGUAAUGCCUCUGUCAGAAAUUGUUGCCUACACAAAAGCACUUGUUCAGUGUUAUCACAUUUUUCCCCCAAAGGUUUUUGAGUGGAGUUUGAGCAGAUGAUGUCAAAUUCUGUGAGCAUUGUCUGCUGCCAUAACUUAGUAACUUGGAAAUAAUUUAUUUUGAAAUAAUCAAUUUUUUUUCAUUCAAGUCUUUUUACCAGCAAUGGGAAUAAAUGCAAUUUGCAACUUUGCCAUUUAAAAUCCAAGUGGCCAGUAUUGGCUUAUGCUAAGAGAGAUUGUCUCUGACCUGAAACCUAUUGGAAAUAUUAAAUACUGGAAGCACAACAUUAAUUUAUACUGUGGCUUUUCAAAGUACUCUGUAAAACUGCUCUUAUUUAAGAGCAUCAUGAAAGCUAAUCCGUUCCUCCUGAUUUUUUUUAAAUGUUUUUGCUUGGACAAACCAAGUGAACCAUGAACUUUCUUCUCCUAUUUUUGUCCCAAGCACAGUACACCCUAAAGUUCCUUUGGAUAACGCAACUGUUUUCAGAGUUUGAACCAUAGUGAACUUGUUUUCAGACUCUUGGACUGAAAGUUUUUAACAGCUUUGAGAAUGUUUCCAAAAAAAAAAGGCAGCACCAGUACCAUUAAUGCCACGUAGACAACACUUUAUAUGCUCAUUUUCCAUUGUUUCUACUUUUUUUUUCCAGUUGCCUUUUAUUUAACAGCAUUAAAGGGAAGUGGGGAUGUUGAAUCAGAAAACAGAGGUUCAGCUUUUUCGGGAGGGUGGGGAAGGAAAAUUUGUGGGUGUUUUUUUUUGUUUUAAAGAAAAAAUGUUUAGAAGCAGCUGCUGCUGGUGAUUAGUGAGAUGGCAGUUGAGUAAAUACUGUGUUUGACUACAUUUUAUUAAACAGCCCUGAUUACACAUUCAUCAUCCAGUUAGGUGCAUUAUUUGUUCUUUCCACUCUGCAUUUUAUCACAUGGUUGUUUUCAUCUGCCUUCCUCAGAUCCAUUGGGUCAGACCGGAUCAUUGGCGAGCUCACUCAUGCGCCUGCAGGCUAGAGCGAUGAGGCACUUCUGCAUCUCAGUUAGUGCUGGGGCUUAAUGACAUUGUGCAUGUUUAUAUGCAGAAAUUCUGUGUUUAUGCAGUGGCCAUACAUUACAAUGCUAUUCAUUGAAUGGUGGUACCCUUAUACAUUCACAUAUUAGUAAAUGCAGAGCAGCGCUGUUUGCUUUGUGAUCACCAGUGACCCCAAAUUAGUUCCAGUCCAGGAAAUAUUAAUAUUUUAGGAGGUAUGUAUGCUUUAUGUUUUAACCACCCAUUAAAUUGGUUAUUCAGGAGCUGCUUUCCUUGGAAAUGCAAAUUUGGAGUAGUGUUGGAAUCUAAAAGCAUACUGAUAUGAAAAUAGACAAGAUUCUUCUAGUCAUUUGUUUUGUGUGGCUCUUGUGUAUCCCUUGUUGGGGGUCAGUGUGUGCACUGCAUUUGUGGGUAAACAAAUUUGGUUUCGAUACGGGAACAAGAAAUAGCUUCCUCUCAAUAUACCAAACCUUGUUGACAUGCUUGUCUCUUCUAAAACACACCUCAUGUAAAUAAGCAGCAAAGAUCAUCACCAAAACCUCUUGCAAGACUUCAGUUUCAAAGAAAACUAAAAUGAAAGCUAUAGGAAGCACUGCAGUAUCUUGAUUUAUUUUUGUGGGGUGUGAAUGGUCUAAUAUAAUCAUUGGAAUGGUAUUUUGGCUUAAUAUGAUGUAUAUUCUGAAAUUAUUACUAAAAUGUUUUAGCAAUGCAAGUUAAUAGCCAUUUUCGAUAUUUGACCCUAAUUCUGAUAUUUUCUUAGUAUUUUUCAUUUAGUUUAUUCUGAACAAAUUCUAAUGAAAUUCCCCUCAUAAUGAGUGCCACAACUGGAUUCAAAAGGCUGUGCGUGAUGUUAACACUCGUGCUUUCCUUUCUAAAGUCACAUUCCAUUUGGUGCAGAUGGUUCAUUAGCACAAUGAUACAGCAAUGCAUUGUAUAUGUUACUGUUUCACAGUAAAUAUUUGAAACCCCUCUCCUUCCCCUUUAUAAUUUUAUAGCAUUUCUGGGCAUGGAGUAUCAAAACUCCACUAACUGGGUCCAAGAUCUGCUUUUCAAAUUACAGUAACUUGUCUGAAUUUAGGACCUGUGCAAAACUGAAGACUUUUUAAUAAAAGAAAUGGUAAAAUGCCCCAAGAAUCUUUUGUGAUACACUGCACGUCGUAUGACUUGUAGUUUCAUUGGUCUGUCUUGGUUUGCAUUUAGCAACCUUGUUCUUGUGUCAUGGUAUAUUCAGCUAUGAGGAAGAAGAUGUCAACAUUUACCAACAUGUUUGCAAUGAAAUAUCAAGGCUAUCAACAAAUUGGUUGAAGAUGAGAUUAACAAAAACUUCCCUCAAAGGGUUAAACUUUACACCACCAGUUGCUAUCGAGUCUUAAAGGUUUUUUUUUUAACCUGUUUGAUUUACUGCCUCCUUAAUACCACUUGGAUGUAUGGUCCAUAUUGUUGUACUGCACUUUGCUGAUUUUACUGUUGGAUAUUGCUUUGUCUAUUAGCAAUGUCAUCAUAGAGAAUCAGCAGCACAUAACUCUUAAAACUCAUGGGUCCACCUCGAUCUUUGUGUACAGUAUAUUGGUCCAACAGCUUCACUCCUGAUGAUUAAAAUAGUCAUCAUAAAAAAGCAUAUCUAUUCUUUUGAAUUUCCUACCAAAUCCAAAUGUGUUUGAAGGUUCUAAAUGUCAAUACAAAUCAGGCAUUGCCUCUCCUUUUUAAAAAAAACACCUAUGGCCAUGUACAUUUACAGAAUUAAAUGGAGCUAAUUGUUAUCCUGCAGUCUUAGGAAUAACUAAUUUAGAUGUGAAAUGCAUUUUAGACUUGAUAGGUGGUUAAAAAAUAAAUUGCUAAAAUUGCAAGUCUCUGUUUUGUUUUAAAAUUAAUGAGAUAAACACAAAGCUUAACAAUAUUUCAUCUGAACUAUGGUGAAAAGUGUCUUGGUUUCAUUAUGGCUAAAAUUGAGUUGUCAAAUCUUUUGGCAAGACCAAUGCUUAUAGAAGCCUCUCAUUUCUAGAGGUAUGAAAGAAAAUGGUCCUCCAUUUAUGUUAGGAAUCUUCUGGCCAACAAUUAUUUGUGGCCUACACUUUUUUUUUGGAAAUUUCCUUAAGUAUUGAUUUCUUUUUGAAGUAAAAAUUGUUGCAGUCAUUUGAGAGUUUCAGAGUUGGUGUGUUUUCCUUCUAACUUUUUGAGCGGAGUGAUAUGGCGCCUAAGCAGGUUGAAGAUACCUGUUCUUGUCCCUGUCACCUCUAAAUUAUUACAAUUCUUCUACCCCUUCUCUGCCUCUAGAUGAAUCAUCUAUUGCAUUCCAGAGUUUUUCAACACAGGUGGGGGUGGUAAGGAAGUGGUAGAACUUGACACUAGCAUUUCACAAUUGUAACCAUCGUCAAAUCUAUUAUAAAUCUUGCCCUAAUCAGUGUUACCCCUUGGAGAAAUUAUCACAACUGCCCGAUUCAAACCCUGCCACCUUCAUUGAAGUCUCAUCCACACCCUUCAUGCUCUAACUUGACCAGAGUUAGAUCUGUUGUUAGUAUUCUUAAAUAGCCAUGCUGUACUGGGGCAUUCAUGACAGCCUGAUCAUACAAAAUCUUACAAUGCAAUAAUGAGUCACUUUGUUGUGACAAUGAAUACCAAUAUAGUGCUGUGGCUCUUGUAACUUAACCUUGCGAGCACCAUAUCAACCUGGGGGUUGGGGUGGACAGCUUGCUGUUAAAUGACUGUGUCAAGAUUUGUAACCAUUAAUUCCAAGUAAAAGUAACUGGAUAAAAAAAAAUAGAAAUUA